Vombatus ursinus (common wombat) is the source of this 3201-nucleotide messenger RNA. RefSeq names its product synaptopodin 2 like (gene SYNPO2L). Gene Ontology annotation, biological process: positive regulation of actin filament bundle assembly. The transcript is spliced from 4 exons. Lineage: Eukaryota; Metazoa; Chordata; Mammalia; Diprotodontia; Vombatidae. Gene Ontology annotation, molecular function: actin binding. The record is from RefSeq and is a predicted model, not a curated record. Gene Ontology annotation, cellular component: nucleus; Z disc; actin cytoskeleton. The coding region runs from base 1 to 2952 and encodes 983 amino acids.
AUGGGUGGUGAGGAAGAGGUUCAGGUCACGCUGUCAGGGGGAGCUCCCUGGGGCUUCCGACUACAAGGGGGUGCUGAGCAGAGGAAACCUUUGCAGGUGUCCAAGAUACGAAGGAGAAGUCAGGCAGGGCGAGCAGGGCUUAGAGAACAGGACCAGCUGUUGUCUAUCAAUGGGGCAGCUUGCACGGGUCUUUCCCAUGCCAGUGCCAUGAACCUCAUCGAUGCUUCAGGGGCCCAGCUCAUCCUUACGGUGCGAAGAGUAGGAGAUAUAGCGCCUGUUCGUUCUCCAUCCCCUGGUGAGCUUCGGGUGCUGUCCCCUUCAUCCCCACUGAGUCCUGAGCCCCCUGGGGCUGCAGUGCCUCAGCCUCUACAGCCCGGAAGCCUACGAUCACCCCCAGACAGUGAGGCAUAUUAUGGGGAAACAGACAGUGAUGUGGAUGGCUCUGCCACCCAGGAGAAGCCCCGUCGUCCCCGUCGCCGAGGUCCCACCAGGCCCACACCUCCAGGGGCCCCACCAGAAGAGGUCUCUUUAUCUGACAGCCCUGCAGAGCCUGCCCCAGCCUCUCUGGAGUCCCCAGCUCUGGGAGGCAGCCGUAUGAGUUCUCCAUCCUGGGAAGAUGGGACAUCUAUUCAACCGACUCCAGCUGAAGCUCUGUUAUUACCUCAUGGCCCACUCCGACCUGGGCCCCAUCUCAUCCCCAUGGUGGGGCCCGUGCCUCACCCAGUGGCUGAUGAUCUCACCACCAGUUACACCCAGAAAGCCAAGCAAGCCAAACUACAGCGCACAGAAAGUGUGCAAGAGAAGAACAUAAAGGAAGCCAAGACCAAAUGCCGGACGAUUGCAUCCCUGCUGACAGCUGCGCCCAACCCCCACUCCAAGGGUGUGCUUAUGUUUAAGAAGAGGAGGCAACGGGCCAAGAAGUACACCCUGGUCAGCUUUGGGGCUGCAGCAGGAGAGGGAGCCAGGGCAGGGGGUGAGGAGGAAGAGGAAGACGGCAUCCCCCCGACCAGUGAGUCUGAGCUGGAGGAGGAGACCUUCUCGGAUGCCCGAAGCCUCACUAACCAGUCAGACUGGGAUAGCCCCUAUCUGGACAUGGAACUGGCCCGUUCAAGUUCAGGCACAGCAGAAGGGCAAGGACCAGGGCCAGGGGGCGGCCUCAGUGAAGCUUCAGGAAGAGGGGCACGGCUUUUUGAGCAGCAACGGCAGCGGGCAGCCUCUAGCUCCCUGGAACAACCUAAUGAUACCCCCCCAGCCCUGAUGAAUGGGAGGGGCCCCCCACCCCCACGGCCCCAGAGCACCCCCCCAGAGGUAGCCUUGUUACCCCCCAGCCCAAUGCCAGCCCCUGCCACCAGUCCCAUUCCUUUAGCCCCUGGGGGAGGAGCCCCUCUCCCAGCCACAGGCAUUUUCAAUCGGUCAGCAAGGCCGUUCACUCCAGGAUUCCAAGGGCAGCGCCCAGUCACCACGUCAGUUGUUUUUCGUCCCCUCGCCCCAAAGAAGGCAAAUGAAAGCCUCAGGAGUCCCAGUCCUGUUCUUCCCCCCUUCUUGUCACCACCCCAAGGUCCCAGCCUUACCCCCAGCUUCUCUACCCCAAAGGAUCGUGGCAAGAUACCAGUCUCCAUCUCCACCAAUGCCCAGGGUUCCUCAGGCCCAGUGACAGCUACCACCUCCUUAUAUAUCCCUGCCCCAAAUAGGCCCAUCACACCAGGAGGUCCCCCUGACUCUCAGGCCUCUCAUAACACAGCCAUGACCUCUACUGCUUCCAUCUUCCUGUCUUCUCCCCUGAGGCCUACUGGACUCCCCACGGCAUCCAAUCCAAGUAACCCUGCCCCUGAGGCUCCUAGUACCCGGGAGCAGAGAAUAUCUGUGCCUGCUCCCCGCACAGGCAUCCUGCAGGAGGCCCGGCGCCGAGGAGGGCGUAAACAAAUGUUCCGUGGAGGGAAUGAAGAGAAAAAGAAUUCACCCAACCCUGAGCUGCUGUCAUUGGUACAGAACUUGGAUGAAAAACCUAGGGCAGGAGGGACUGAGUCUGGUCCUGAAGAGGAUGCCCUGAGCCUAGGGGCUGAAGCCUGCAACUUCAUGCAACCUACAGGAGGCAGAAAUUUUAAGACCCCACCCCCUGUGAUACCUAAAACCCCACCCCCUAUGGCACCUAAGACCCCACCCCCUGUGGCACCCAAGCCUGCACCCCGCGGUCUUCCUGAUGGUCUGGUAAAUGGGACUGUUCCCUCCACAGGCGUCCUUCCCGAACCACCUAGGCUACAGGGCCGAGGUGGAGAGCUAUUUGCUAAGAGGCAGAGCCGGGUAGAUAGGUAUGUAGUGGAAACCACACCUGGUCCUGGUGCUGGCCCGAUCUUCAGCUCCCGACCCCGAAGCCCUUCUCCUACCCCUUCAUUGCCUCCUUCAUGGAAAUACUCCCCUAAUAUCCGUGCCCCACCUCCCAUUGCCUACAAUCCACUGCUUUCUCCAUUUUUCCCACUGGCUGCCCGGACCCUUCCCAGCCGAACGCAGCCUCAGGGAUCCCGAGCAACCCCAAAGACAGGCAUUAAGGCCAUCGACUUCAUGAGGCAUCAGCCCUACCAACUCAAAGCUGCCAUGUUCUGCUUUGAUGAGAUUCCUCCAACCCCUAGCCCUAUUCCCCCAGGGUCUUCUAAGACCACUAAAGUCCACGAGAUACGUAGAUUCUCCACACCGGCUCCCCAACCCACUUCUGAGCCCCUGGCCCCAACUGUGCUCACUCCUAGAGCGGCCACUUCACUGGAUGAGCCCAUGUGGAGAGUAGAGAUGCCCUCAGCUCCUAUUCAUGCCCCUAGCUCAGCUCCAACUCUAGAGUCUGCUCGAAGUCUUGGAGCCUCCCCUGGCUCCUGCAGCUUUCAGGUGGCCAGACCCCGGUUCUCAGCUGCCAGCUCUGGAUUGCAGGCACAUGUGUGGAGGCCUGGAGCAGGCCAUCAGUGAAUUGAGCACAGCCAAGGGAGCCAGAAAAUAGAGCACAUAGCAAGGUCUCAGAGCUGUUUCUGCCACCCCAAAUCCUCCUCCCUAGAUACCUGGAGAAAGUUCCCCUGCCAGGGUAGGCUUGGUACUUCCUUUCCUGGUACUUUCUAUCUGUCUAGCUUUCUCUGCUUUGAUAUCUCUCGCCUCUUUUUUUUUCUAGCUUGUGUGUCUCUGCCCAUCUCUCUGCCUUUUUCUCCCUACUCAUUCUGUUAU